AUGUCAGAGACGGGCCCUGGACCGAAACCUGGAUGGGAGAAUCUCUGGACGCAUGAUUCGCUACUAUGCAAAGCUGUGCAAGAGGUUUACCAUAGCGCUGCGCAAUUUUCUUGUUCAUAUGAUGACGAGGCUGAGGCAAUCAUCUUGGUCAAAGAGUUCCUUAAGGAUCAACUCACUGAGGCUGAGGUGGAUCGGGUUGGUAUCAGUCUUUGGCAAUGGACAUUGAGGCAGAAUGCGCGCGGUACUUAUCGUGCACGAGACGUAGCUGAAUCAAUCGUGUCAAGACCGUUGAAGAUACCACGUCCAGAGGUCUCUUCUUCUGAUGUCUUCGAGCAAUUGGUGGCUGGAUCUGCUAGAAUUUCGCUCGGGCAAGUUAUCAAAGCGGUGAAACUCUCCAAGGCGAGAGGAACCUCGAGGGAAGAGCUCGAGUCGAAGCAGAGGGAACGUUGGGCGUUGCAGCUUGUGGUGUACAUGCGCGAUGCUAAUCUUCCUUGUGUGGCACGUAUGGAAGCACUUGGUGAAACGAAAUCUGCAUGGAUUCGCAUGUUUGGCAGCCGUCGAGCAAAGACCCUGCGCAAUCGAGCACAGGCCUGGGGUCGUUUUAGACGAUGGUUGGAAGUCAGCUUCAACCUCUAUUGGCCUGGGUCCCCUGCGCAUCUUUUCAGAUACAUGGAAGAGCGGGCAGAAUGCAAGGUCAUGGGGAAAACUGUUCCGAACUGUCUGUUGUCUUCAGUUUCAUUGCUUGAGACACUGGGGCAGGUCCCCCCCGAGGACCGUCUCAGUCAAGACCCUAUGGUGCUGGAGACUUUCCGGUCAUGGACCAUGGAGCUGGAGGCUCAGGCGCCAGCAGUGCGUCCUGCCCCUAUGUUCACUGUUGCAAUCAUGCUUUCGCUGGAGAUGGCUGUUUGUAAGAGCACUGGACCGAUUGGCUUACGGUGGACUGCAUUCGUUUUGCUUCUGAUGAUCUGGGGGACGUUGAGAGCAGAUGAUGUUCAGAACAUUGAUCCAGAUACCCUGAAGUUUUCACAGAUUGGAAUGCGAUUUGUCAUGAAGAAGACCAAGACCAGUGGGCCAGGGCGAAAGGUUGGAGAAUUGCACGGGUUCAUCUCGAGAGUUGCAGGAUUGUCGGGAUUUGAUUGGAUGCUCGAAGGAUCCCGAUUGGCGUCAUCAGCGGAGCUGAGGUGGUCGAGGGAUUUUCUUUGUCCAAUUUUCACGGAAGAUUGGGAUCAUGGCAGUCGUGUUUACAUGGAUGGCGAAGGGCUGGCUAUUCAGUGCAGACGACUGCUCAAGUCGCUCACGGCACCGGUCCGAGGUAGUGGGAAUACUUGGGGCUUGAACAGGACGCGCUUGGUCCCCGAUCAGCUCGUGAUGUUUUGGUCGGGACAUAGCGCGCGACACACUCUUCCAAGUCUGGCAGCGGCCCUGGGAGUUGAGAAGGACCGCCGGGAUUUCUUGGGGCGUUGGGCGUAUGCGCAGCAUGGAUCACAGGAUUACAUCCUGACUAGUCGGCAGGUGGUACAGGCGAUUCAAAAUCAUGUUUCGAAAUGCCUCUUGCUGGGAAACGCAGACGGUGGAUACAUGGAAGAGGAGCUGCUUCAUACUAUCAAGACCUUUGCUGACGAUAAUGGCAUAAAUGGCGCUGCCGUGGUUCUGGGACAUGAGGUUUUGCUUUGGGAUGAUGAGAAGCAGUGGUGGUCUUUGAAUGGGAAAUUUCCUUGUAUGAAGGUGGGGCCUGAUCGCGUGGUCGCUUCAGCUGGUUCCAUGGAUGCAACACUCCCUGGACCGUAUUCGGCUGUGGAAGUCGAUGACAUGCCGGAGGCGCCAUACUUCAUUACAAUCUCACGUCGGGGAUUUCGUCGAUUGCACUUGAGCAAGAGCUGCGCGGUGCGGCAGGAGCGAUGUGCUGAGACGACUCCUGUUUUCGUCUUGAAGGAGGGGAUCGCCGACGCAGUUUGCAAACUCUGCCGGCCAAAGAUGGAUGCGUGCCCUGACUCUUCCAGCAGUGGUUCAGAGUUUACUGAGGAAGAGCCUCUGGGAGCAGCCGGUGAAGUGGUGCAAUCGGAUCGCGUUGCAAUGGCGGGGCCGCCGCCCGGACCGCCGGCUGCUCUCACGCUGCCGGCCGGCGUAUCGAACGAUGAUGCGCUGGACUACCUGGACAAGAACCUCACAUCUGAUCUACUUCAUAUCCUACAGGAGUGUGGAGUGCCCCUCGCUCUGCAGUACAAAUUGGGGAGUGAUUUCAAGAAUGUGAAGAGGUUUGCAGCAUAUGCGGAUUCACGGACCGGGGUGCGGGAGGCCCUAAAAACCGAUCAUACCCUGGAACCUGCAGAUCAAGUGACACGUGCGGCUGUUGCAUCAGUGGUUUCAGCAUGGGAGUCAUGCAAGGAGUACAGUUCGAAGGAAUCUGAGCUGCGUGCAGAGGCCAAAGUUCUUGGGAUCACGAGGCCGGUUACACAGACAGAACGUCAAGCCAUGCGUGCAUCUUUUGAAGCAACAUAUGGUAAAGUGGAGGAGAGCUUUGAGCCUUCAGACGACUAUGUUUCCACGAAGAUGGAGGAGAUCGAGAAUGGGGAGUUGUCAGCGUCGAGCCUUUCAGAAGUUACAAGCCGGAAGCAAGUGAAGACCAUGGGGUUACAAACUUCAGUGGACACUGGGGGUCAUGUGCGGAUCGUCAAGCAACGGGCUAAGGGGGUUAUGCCUCAGAACACUGAGGAGCUUCGUGCAGUGCUGCGUGUUGAGGGGACGGCUUUCUGUUACCUGGCUUCCAAGUAUCGCAACAAGGUGCUUUUCACAGGCAUGAAUCCUACGAUCUGGCUGGACUACGCGAACUAUCUGCUGGGGGAGAAAGUCUAUCGCAUGCAGAUCCCCACAGGCAACAAGGGAUCCGGCAAGCAGGAUCAAGUGACGCUUCGACCGCCAUGGACCGUCAUGCUGACAUAUGAGUACGAAUUACGCAAAGAAGCCAUCAAGCGUGCAGUUCGAGAAUCCAGAGAGCUACGAGUUACGCUCAAGGAGGUGUGCGAUGAUCCACAGCUGAAAGAGCAAUUCUUUACGGCACCCAUCGCUCUGGGAGGACAUCGGGCCAAGGGGGAUGGCUGGAAGGGCGAUGGUUGGAAGCGUCAAAAUGCUUAUCCCGAUUUUGGUGGCGAGCAGCCAUGGAAGUGGCAGAAAGGAGGCUCAUUUGCUUUGCAUACUCAACUUCUGGUUGCGACGGAUCAUGUGGCAUGGUUCACUGCUGCCAAGUUCGGAGUUGUUUCGGUGAUCACCCAACCUGGAAGCACUGGCAAGAGCAUUUCGCGAAGUCGGGUAAGCAGACCGUACUUCCUUGAACGCUGGUGUGAUGCGCAUGCCUUUGAAUUAAUCCUACGCGAGGUUGACGUGAAGCGUUCGCCUAAUGAUGAUUUAUCUCAGUCCUCACCCUGGGAGAAUAUCUUCUCGGAGCUCCGUGCGGGACAAUGGGACAUCUUGAUCUGCAGCCCGCCUUGCGGCACGUACUCUCGUGCCCGACACCGAUCUGUCGGGAACGGAUCAGGACCAGUUCCUCUUCGCAACUGCAUGCAUCCAUGGGGUUUUCCUUGGCUUUCCGAAUCGAAUGCAGCUCUGGUCAAGCUUGCCAACUACUUUGUCAAACAAUGUUUGGAGGCGAUCGGAUAUCAAUGUGCAGCGAACAGAUUUUACAUCUGGGAACAUCCCGAGGACUUGGGUGUCACCGAGACUGGGGAUGUCCCGGCAAGUAUUUGGCAACUUGCUGAAAUCCGAUCACUCGAAGGUUUUACUUGGGCGGUUCACCAAUGCGCCUUUGGCGCCUUGCAUCCCAAACCAACUCGCUUCUUGUCCAAUCUUCCACUGGCGGAACAGUGGUCCAAUGGCUGGCCCACCUUUGAUGCUGAUGGGCGCUACACUGGUCCUUUGACUUGGUGCAACCACGAUUGGCAUGAAUCAAUGAUGGGUUGGGACGUUUCCUCAGGCACGUGGCGCACCGCUGGUUCUGAAUGUUACCCACCUCUACUUUGUUCGCAUCUUGUUGAUUGCAUAACCUCUUCACAAAAACAGACCGAUCUUCCUGAAGCACCGGCCGAUGCUGAAACAUUGGCCCAGUCUCUCCUUCAUCGGAUGGAUGCCCUCGCACCCGAUGACUUGCAGCCUCUUGCUGAACUCCUGCCCCGGGAAGCUACUCACAAGGCUGCUGGGCAUCAAGGUGAAGGCGCUUUCUUCGCCGGGGCCUAUGCCAGGGGCGGUUUCGUGGGACUGCGAUCUUCAUGCCAUUCUUCCCCAUGUUCCAUCAAGGUUCUGACCGCAGCCCUUCGAGGCGCCUUUCCAGGACACUGCUUUUCUACGUUGGUUGUUUUCACUAAUACACUGACGGCACCUCACAAGGACGUGCACAAUGCUCCCUUUCCCAAUUUGCUUAUGUCACUUUCCAAGUUUACUGCUGGGCAAGUUUGGCGGGAAGAUUCCGAGGGCGAUGUCUAUCGCACAGUGGCCGGCCAGGCCCGACCUGGUCGCUUGUUGGACGUGGCGGCUGGACCCUGUUUGCUGGACGCCCACAAAUAUCUUCAUGCCACGGAACCCUGGCGCGGCUGCCGCAUCGUCCUCGUGGGGUUCAUGGUUCGCCACCUACUCCUUCUUUCACCUGAGCAAGUUGCCUUGCUGGCCGCGCUGGGCUUCGUCUUGCCCGAUGCAGACCGCGCACGCAUGGGGGAACACGCUCCUGCAUCGGUCAUGGUACAAAAGGCGUCUGGGGCAGCCGAGGCGAACCCCUCGACAAAAGCCAGUCAGGAAGUGAUCAUGGUGGAUUCGGGGGAUGAGCUUCCGGAAGAGACUGCAGACACUGAACUUCCUUUUGAUCCGCGUACAAGCCGGGCAUUUGGACAACCUUUGGUCUGUCGUCAUGAUACAGGCAAGCGAGUCUUCGUUGAUGGCUUCGGACUAUGCUCCCCGGGCCGUUGGCCCCCGGGCCAAAGGGGACAACUGAAUUCAUGGGAGGAGAGCUUGCAUGCUGAACGGAUGCAAAGGAUCUUGCGUAACUUCGUUUUGGCUGAGCUCCCUGACAUUCGGAAGUCUGCAUUCCUCUUGGCUGCCGGAAGGUUGGAAUCGAGUCCCUUCACACAAUCCGCCCUGGACAGACUACGUGGUGAGCUGGCGGGAACAUUGCCCGAUCCGGCCCUGGCGCUUCGGGUUCCUGACCGCCAGCCGUUCUUGUUGUACAUGCUAGCGCAAUCUCUGCGGAUCUUGGGAGACCCUGACUGGGAGAUUCUGAUUCAAGGAACGGAGUGCUUUGCAGAAGGCGUGCCAUUGGGUGACGAGGAGCCACUGCCCCGUACACCGCAGGUUUUUGCCCGUCGUGAAAAGUUCCGAAAACUGGAUGCAUCACCUUUUCAAGCGAUCAUGGACAACUACACGUCAGCAGAAUUGUCCUCUGAGCAACUUGAGGAGCAUUUUCGGGCUGAUGAGCAGAAGGGCCGCAUGCUGCCGACCACGGAGGGAGCAGUGGCUCAGGAGUAUGGUCCAGGGCGGCUUUUGGUGGCCGCCAUGGGUGCAGUGGAGAAACCCAAUGGUGACAUCAGGCCGCUGCACGACGGAACUCACGGCGUCAACUUGAACAAUCGUAUACGCAUCUUGGAUAAGUUGGAGACACCAGGACCUGAUGAGGUGUUAGAGAUGGUUUCCCUUGCGCGCGACUCGGGCGAAGCAGUGUUUGCCAUCUCUGCCGACAUAUCCCAAGCUCAUCGCCAGGUGAAGGUCAGGCGAAAGGAUUGGCCUAAAAUGGGAUGCCGUUCCAGUUCGACAUCGCGUACCGUAUGGCUCAAUACUGUCGGCACAUUUGGCAUCAGCUCCGCCGCCUACUGGUGGAGCCGGCUGUUCGGAUGCAUUGGGAGGUGGGUGCUACGCAUCUUGACCACGCUCUGGCAUAUGGAGGUGGUCUACGUGGAUGAUUUACACCUCGUGACCGCUGGAGACACAAAAUUCCUUGUGCUUUGGAUGGCUCUGGCGGCGUACGAGGCAAUCGGCACGCCAUUUGCCUACCACAAAUUCAAAGGUGGGAUCAAGGUUGAUUUCGUGGGAUAUCAUAUCGCAUAUGAUCAGUGGUCUGCAGGGCUCUCAUCCAAACGCACAAAGUGGAUAGUGGGCUGGAUCAACGAUCUUGAGGCUGCGAGUUGGAUGGUAGUGGGUCGUGCCAUGGUAGAGUUCACUGGCAGGAUGACUUUUGUUGGUAGACUGCUAUUGUGGCUAAAACCUUUCUUGGCUCCGCUGCAUUCCUGGUGUGCCGUACUGGCAAGGGGGACAACCGCACGCGUUCCCACGAUGGUUUAUCUCUCGCUCAUCUACAUCCGGAAGAAUCUUUUGCUGACACACCACUUGGUACCCGCUUUGCGGCAGGCCCCCUUUGUGACCCAGUCUUUUCGAACGGAUGCGAAGUGUGAGCGUGGACGUGUCGUGUUGGGUGGUUGGUCCCUUGCCAAAGGGAACGUGCCGGGCAAAGCAGAUUGGUUUUCUGUUGAAGUCACACCGACAAUGGCGCCUUGGUUGUUUAAGGAGGAUGGAGCAAGUGAAUGGGCGUCAGCCAGCGCGGAGUUGCUGGCUUCCUAUCUGGCCUUGUUUGCAUUUGGUCACCUUCAGGCUGCUGGAUGUCGCAAUGUCAUGUUGGCAACGAUCUAUGGUGGAACAGACAAUCGGUCGAACCCUCAGGCCGAAGCAAAAGGGUCAUCUACGAAGUGGCCGCUCAUGGGGCUGCUGAUGCAAAUGUCUGAGACACUCCUUCAUUCCAAUCUGCGUGUGAAGCUGCAGUGGAGGCCACGGGAAGAGAACACGGAGGCCGACGAUUUGACAAAUGGUGACUUCUCAAAAUUCGACAUGUCGUUGAGGAGGCUGGUUUCCUUUUCCGAUCUGAAGCUGGAUUUGUUUGAGGAAUUGAUGGCUUGCUACGAUGAGUACGAAGCAUCGAAGGUGGCCUUGAAAGAACGGAACCCAAUUCGGGAGAAGGCUUCGAAGAAACAGAAGCUGGCCGAGAAAACUCCGUGGUGA
Symbiodinium natans is the source of this 7026-nucleotide messenger RNA. Lineage: Eukaryota; Dinophyceae; Suessiales; Symbiodiniaceae. The record is from the annotation of a GenBank genome assembly.